AUGAACAAAAAAAUUGAAGCAUGCUUGUUUGAUAUGGAUGGUUUGCUGAUAAAUACCGAGGAUAUAUAUACCGAGGUAUCCAAUGAAAUUUUAUCAAAAACAAAUAAAGGACCAAUGACCUGGGAUUUUAAAAUUCAGUUGCAAGGACUGCCUGGUGACCAAGCAGCUGCAAAAAUGAUAAAACAUUAUGAUUUACCUUAUACUCUACAGGAAUUUGAAAAAUUAAACGUAGAAAGCCAAAAAGGCAAAUGGACUCAAGCUCAAUUUUUACCUGGUGUCAAAGAAUUGCUACUAUAUUUGAAAAAAGAUAAAAAAAUGCCAAUAGCAUUAUGUACAUCAUCCAAUGUCAGUAGAUUUGAGGGUAAAACCAGUCAUUUAAAGGAAAUUUUCAAUUUGUUUGACGUCGUUAUUACUGGCGAUGAUAAAAGAAUUCCAAAGGGCAGAGGCAAGCCAUACCCAGACAUUUGGAAAGUUGGAUUGAAUCAAUUAAAUCAAUUGUACAACAAGACUAUAACUCCUGAUCAUUGUCUGGUUUUCGAAGAUGGUGUUUUGGGCUGUCAAUCUGGUAUUAGAUUUGGUGCAUAUGUUAUUUGGGUCCCUCAUCUCAAGGCCUAUGAACAUUUGCCACCUCCCAGUGAAGUUUUAGGUGAGCAAGGGGAAGUUUUAAAAGAUUUGACCGAGUUCAACCCAAAUAAGUUUAAUCUGGGAUGA
Molecule: messenger RNA, 711 nt
Organism: Saccharomycodes ludwigii
Lineage: Eukaryota; Fungi; Ascomycota; Saccharomycetes; Saccharomycodales; Saccharomycodaceae
Product: haloacid dehalogenase superfamily protein
Exons: 2
Coding region: 1-711 (236 amino acids)
Molecular function (GO): phosphatase activity
Source: RefSeq, a predicted model, not a curated record